This is a messenger RNA of Neospora caninum, 3600 nucleotides long. RefSeq names its product putative importin. NCBI's taxonomy places the organism in Eukaryota, Apicomplexa, Conoidasida, Eucoccidiorida, Sarcocystidae. The transcript is spliced from 17 exons. Gene Ontology annotation, cellular component: cytoplasm; nucleus. The coding region runs from base 1 to 3600 and encodes 1199 amino acids. The record is from RefSeq and is a predicted model, not a curated record. Gene Ontology annotation, molecular function: nuclear import signal receptor activity; small GTPase binding. Gene Ontology annotation, biological process: protein import into nucleus.
AUGUCUGGAGCCGCGGCACCCCACCCCGCCAUGGCGGACCUCCAGCGUCAACUGGAACAACUGUUGCUCGCGUCGCUGGAUCCCGCGCAGGUGAAGCCGGCGAGUGAGCAGCUGCGGGCGUUGCUCCAGCAGGAACACGAGGCGCAGCGGCGCCUGGCGUAUCUUCUGCUCGCGAAACAGAUCGUCGACGGCUGCCAAGAGGAAGUGAGACAGCUGUCCGCGGUCCUCCUGCGCCGGAAAAUCUCCAAGGCGAUGGCCGUCUUCGACGAGAACCAACAGAAGGAGUUUAUCACCUCCCUCGUGGCGCGUUUUUCGCAAGAGCCUUCCGCGUCCGUGCGCCGCGCCGUCGUCCACCUGCUCGCCGCGAUUCUUCGCCUGGCGACUCUGCAAGAGGCGAAGCGCCGCGAGUUGUUUUCGGCGCUUUCUCACAUGGCCAUGCAAAAUCCUUCGGGCGCGGAUCCGCAGCAACUCCAGCAGCAAGUCGCCGCUGUCUCCACCUUCGUCGCCGUCGCCGAGGCGUGCCCCGACGAGCUUGCUGAUUAUUUCGAUGAAUUCCUCGCGGUCUUCCGACACGCCUUCACAUGCGCCGCGGCUGGAAACGAGCUCGGCACGUCGGCUCUGAAAGGCCUCCGUUCGCUCGCUGAGUUCGCUGAAGAGCCGGACCAACAAAAGAAGAUCUGCGCUCUGGUGCCGAACGUCAUGCAAAUCAUCGCCGCCGCAGUCCAGGCAAACGAAGAGGACGUGGCUACCACUGGAAUUCAGCUCAUCGACGACCUUCUGAGCAACGACAACUUGGCUAUGAAGGAUGCUGAACUUCUCGCCGUCUUGGACUUUCUUCUCAAGACGGUGGCGAGCCGAAGCGACGUCGAUGCCGGAAUCCGGCAGCAGGCGUUGUCCUGCAUUCAGUGGGCGGCAAAGCAAAAGCCGAGAGUUCUCUGCAAGAGCCCGACGGCCGUUCCGGCCAUCCUGGACGUCCUCGUGGCCAUGGGGGCUGAGCCUGACAUCCAGGGCGGAGGCCCAGAAGACUUUGAAGAGGACGAGUUGACUCCCCACCGCAUCGCGGCGCAGUGCGUCGACGCCCUGGCGAUUUCCCUCCCCUCCAAGUACGUCUUCCAGCCCAUGCUCGAUCGGCUGACGCCGUUCACGCAGUCCCCGGACGUUCUGAAGAAGCGCGCAGCUUUGGUCCUUCUUGGCAUCAUGAGCGAGGGCUGCGAAGGCGUCAUGCGCAGAAAAAUGAAGUUCUUUCUCCCUUUCGUCCUGGAGUCGCUGAGAGACCAGCAACCCAUCAUCGCAGCGUCCGCUUGCAUCUGCUUCGGACAGUUUGCAGAGUAUCUCCAACCUGAAAUCAUGAUGUUCCAGCGAGAAGCUCUAGAGCUCCUUCUUCUUCUUCUUGAUAACCCGAGCGCUCUCGUCCAGCAGAAGGCGUGCUACGCCUUGGGCGUUCUCUUCGAGAAUAUGGAGGCGCAGGAUCUCGAGCCCGUGGCCAGCGAGGUCGUCCAGCGUCUCGUCCGCACGCUUCAUCAGACGUCGUGCGACAAAGUUCGGGAAGUGUGCAUUUCGGCGAUCGGUUCGGCAGCGGCGGCGAGCGGCAACGGGGAAGACGCGCCCUCGACUGGGCCGCGCGCGUUCGACGCCUUCGCGCCGGAACUGUUUUCCUUGAUUGGCCAGAUCAUCAAAAUGCCGACUGGGGACACCGACAGCCAAAACGCGGGCCAGGCUGUCUGUUCGCCGACGACAAAGGCUCGGGCCAUAGGCGUCGUCGGCGGCCUCGUUCAGGGGACCAGCGAGGCAGCUUACGCGCAGGAGCUUCCGGGUCUGAUGCGCCUCAUCAUGGAGCAGAUGGUCAUCGACGCCUCGAAGGAUGACGACACUGGAUAUGCCCACGACAUCCGCGACGAGGCCUUCUCGUGCUUCAGUGACGUCUGUGUAGCCAUGAAAGACAAAUUCGUCGUCUUCCUCGAGGAUGUCAUGGUUCGCGUGUUCGCCUCGCUGUUUAGCGACGAAGGCCUGCUGCACGAGGAAGAGAAAGCGCGCCAUGGGGCCGCCGCCCAGCUCCUGGACGAAUUGGACGACGAAGACGAUAGCGAUGAGAGACUGCGAAACAUCCGCAUUCGCGACGGCUUCCUCGACGAGCUCGAAUCCGCUGCGCUUUGCCUCAAGACGCUGUGGGAACACUGUGGGGCUCACUGCAUGAAAUACAUCGCCAAAACAAAAGAAGCCAUUGAACUUCUUCAGGGACACUUCCACGAAGCAGCGAGACAGCAGUGCUGCUACUUGAUCAAGGCGGUCGUCACGGCGGCGCACGCGACCUUCACGGGAGCGCCUGUGAAAAAAGAGAGCCCAAAAUUCGCUCUCAACCCCAACGUACAUACCCUCUGGAGUGAGCAGCUCUGGCCGUCUCUCCGGAAACUCCUGGAAGAGGACGAAGACAACGAGACCGUGGGAGACGCGUGCGUCGCUUUGGGGACACUGGCUGAGGACGUGGGCCCCGCUGUCUUCUUCUCCCGAGAGAUGAACGAAGAAGUCGUCAAGCAGCUGUUGCUCCUUCUUAAGAAGAAGCAUCCGUGCCAGGUCAUCCAGGACGUCGACGAGGACGACGAUUCCCGUCAGGAAGAAGAAUAUCUCUUUGAAGGCAUUUCGGUCCUGAUAUGCGGGAUGGCGUACGCGGCAUCCGCCGGUUCGCGCCAGGCCUUGCAGGGCCCCGCGGCCGCCGGCAGCCUCGCCGCCGUGUGCAACCGACAAACCUUUGCGGCUGUCUACCAGAAGAUCCAUCCUCAUCUUCUGGAUCUCGCGACUCACCGCCAGUCGUCAGCCUACGCCGCCAGUGGCCUAGGGUGUCUCGCAGAAGUUUUCCUGGCUAUGCAAGAAGACGCAGCCGUGUACGCGGCAGACGCGAAGUUCCUCCAAGCUGUCCUCAAGGGCGUUCAACAAGACGACAACGAGGAUUACCGCCGGAAUGCUUGCUUCUGCCUCGGCGUUGUCUACGAGGUGGCAUCCGCGCAGCCUUCCGUUAACGCAAAGACCGCAGAGUUCCUCGCGGCUCUGCAUUCGAUCUUCCGCAGUCGCGAGGUGAGCGAGAAAACACAAGGGAGCGCGUCCUUCCCCUGUCCGUUCUGCUCGUCUUCUCUCGCCUGCGGAGCGCUGGCGGCGCUCUCGUCCGCUUUGCAAGAGGAUUUGAACAAGUCGGAGCAAUUGACCCUGGACAACGCCGCCGCCGCUGUGGCGCGAAUUAUCCUUCACCCCCCUGCGUCGCCGCUGCCUCUCGAACACCUCGUGCCUGCUCUCCUCGUUUCCAUGCCGCUGCAAGAAGACCACGAGGAGUCGGAAGUGAUGCUGGAAGCCGCUCUUAAACUUGCUGACAAUGCCGCGACGCAGCCCCUCAUUGUUCAACACAUCCAAAAAUUCCUGGUGGGAGUGAUUCUCGAGACUGCCCAUCCGCUGAGUGCGAAGCGCGUGAAACCAGAGGUGCAAGAGAAAGUGAUUGUCAUGCUUCGCCAGCUGCUGACGAAUCCGUCGCUGCCGCCGUCGACGCUCCAGGGAGUCAAGGAGGCUGUGGCGUCCAAGCCGUUCGCCCUCGAGUUUAUCAACACCAAGUUCUAG